UGCCCCCUCCCGCUCCGGCUCUUACUUCUGCCUACCCUCGGCCAUGUGGUGGGUCGUCCUGGUGCUUCUGUCUUGCCAGGACAGGGAGCUGGCGGUCGGCGCCGGGGUGGGCCCCUCUCGAGGGCGGCGGUCGGAGGACAGCGGCGGGCCGCGGGGCGCCGAGCCUUUGACGCGCGCGGACGAGGCCGAGAGGAGGGGCCGCUUCGGGGAUCCUCCGGAGGCGACCAGGAGAGCCAAAAGAGGCUUCACGUAUCCCGGGACCCUGUGGUGCGGUGCCGGAAACAUGGCGGAUCAUUAUGACCAACUGGGGGAGUAUGAGGAGACGGACCGCUGCUGCCGCACGCACGACCACUGCCCCCACGUCAUCCACGCCUUCUCCUCCAAAUACGGGCACACGAAUUUCAAGUGGCACUCCAUCUCUCACUGUGACUGCGACGAGGCGUUGAAAGGUUGCCUGCGCCGAGCGAAUGACACGUCCUCCCGCGUGGUGGGGCAGGCCUUCUUCAACGUGAUCGGCGCCCCUUGCUUUCAGCUCGUCUACGAGGAGCGCUGCGCCGAGCGCCGCUGGUAUGGACCGUGCAAACGAUACGAGAAGCGGCCCAUCGCGGUGGUGAAGGAGGCGGUCCCGUACGACUACGGCGGCAUUGCCGUCAUUGACGUACUGACCAGGGCGCCCCCCGAAAGGAAGCGGGAGACCCCAACGCAAGCCACCCUGUCCGGCCCCGAGGAACCGUCCCUCGGAAACACGGGCGCCGCCCCCGCCGCCGCCGAGGACUUUGUGAAGGUGCUCGCCACCGUCUCCACCGCAUCCGCCGCCGACUCCGACAAAGAGUCGCCAAGCUCGGACGGUAAAAGGGCGAAAAAGAAAGACAGAGCCGAGAAGAAGACAAAAAAGAGAAAUGGGCAGAAAAGGCGGCAGAAAGUUGUUCGCGUUGAAGGAGUGGCGACGGUUUUAGCUUCAGGUGGCAAAAAAGCAGUCGAAAAGGUUCCCUCGAGGAACUCCGUCGCCGACCAGACGGCCACCCGAAGACGGAGUGACGGUCAGUCCGCUCGGAGUUCCGAUGACGUCCUGAAGGAUGAAGCGCCGAUGGGGACUGGCGAGUUGCGCGGGACGGCAGGACCGACCGGCGCUCCUCCGGGUUCCCCACCCAAAACCGUCCGGGGAGAGGAGAAAGCGCCUCUGGCCGCCCCGAAGGAGAUUCCCCGACUCACGAACAACCUCACCGCUCCCCUCGCGUCACAUGACGAACAACGCCCCGGUGAGGAGAUCCCGCCACCCGGAGUCGAGUCCGCCGACGUCUCCGGUGUCAAGUUUCCAUGGACGGCAGGAGAGGCCGGACCCCCUGCUGGGUCUCGGCCAAAAACGGGGCUGCCCAGGAAGGGCCGCCGAAAAGAGAACGCACGUGGGAUUCGUCCACCUGCGGUCGACUCCACCAAAAGCCUCCCCGUCAUCCCAACGUUCCGACAACGGCGCCCCGGUGAGGAGAUCUCGCAAGCCGCCAUCCGAUCCACCGGGAACCUUGUGAUGGCGGAAAAAUCCCGUCCUCCUGCCGGCUCGCUGUCAAAAACCAAGCGACCGAGGAAGGGCGGCAGAAAGGACAAGUUCCCUGCGACUUCGCCUGAGGAGGCCCCUCAACUUGCGCUCGACUUCACCGAGAACCGAAGCGCCACGCCCCUCCCCGCGAACCUGACAUCGCAGCGGCGCCCGAGCAAACAGAUCCCUCAGCCCGCAGGAGAUUUCACCGACAACUUCCGCGUCAGCUCGCCGACAACGGACGAAAGCGCUCCUCCGCUUUGGUCGCUGUCAAGAAACAGGCGACCGAGGAAAAGCAGGAGGAAGGAGAAAGCGUUCCCAACUUCCGCCCAGGAGGUCGCUCAACCUGCCGUCGACGAGGCGGACGAUCUCCGCGCCGUUCCGACGUCUCGAGCGCAACGUCGAGACCCCGGUGAGAAGAGGCCCCGGACGCACUCCGCCGGCGCCCCGGGUGUCUCCUCCGCUCUCACCGUCCAGAUCCCGAAAUCCGCCGUCCGCCCCACUGACCUCCAAAGUGUCCUUUCAAUCCAAGUCGUGCCGACGUCGCAGCAAGUCCCCCGCGAAGAGAUCUCUCAAUCUGCGAUCGAUUCCAAGUCCAGCCCGAGUGCCACAUCCACCCCAGCGUCACAAGCGCAACGCGGCCCCGCGUCUUCAGGUAGCACCGUCCAACCUGUACGGCAAAAGCCCACUGUCCCAGGCCCUCCGGGCACCCCCGAGGUCAAAAGAAACCGAUCGGGCGAGAGAGGGGACAGCGAGGGCCGGAAGAAAGAGCGGAAAGCGCGGCCGCAUCCCGGGGCUCCGAGCGUAACGCCUGCGGGGCCCACCCAAAGUCGGGACAUUGUUCCAGCAGUGGGAAUCCGAAAGAGACAAAUGUCCGGGCGCAGCGCUCAAAGGAUGAAAGCGGCUUCUGAAAGUGUGCCCUUGGCGAGUCUCGCCUCGAGCGCCGCCGCCGCCGACCCUUUCGGGAGCCUCGCUCGGAGAACCGGGCCCCGGAAGCUUGGGAGGAACGCGGCGCUCGUUAACGCCCACCGUGGAUUUGCCACCUCGGAAUUUCCCAAUUUGACAUCCGCACCCGAGGAGGGAGCGGAAAAGCGGAGAGCCGGGGUGUCCGCCGCCCGUCUCGCGAGCGCCGUGCGGCGGUCGAUGGAGAGAGCCGAAGAGCGGUUUGCCUGGAAGAAGAGACGAAAAGCAACCGGGAGCAUCAGACCGCAUUGAGCCGUGCGCUUCGGCGUCGCGCAUCCCGCAAAUGGUCGACAACUCAUCUGAUUUGCCUGUCGUGUGACGA
Messenger RNA from Hippocampus comes (tiger tail seahorse), 2819 nucleotides. RefSeq names its product protein interacting with cyclin A1 (gene proca1). The record is from RefSeq and is a predicted model, not a curated record. Bases 44 to 2749 code for a protein of 901 amino acids. NCBI's taxonomy places the organism in Eukaryota, Metazoa, Chordata, Actinopteri, Syngnathiformes, Syngnathidae. The transcript is spliced from 5 exons. Gene Ontology annotation, biological process: arachidonate secretion; phospholipid metabolic process. Gene Ontology annotation, molecular function: A2-type glycerophospholipase activity.